This is a messenger RNA of Aureobasidium vineae, 549 nucleotides long. NCBI's taxonomy places the organism in Eukaryota, Fungi, Ascomycota, Dothideomycetes, Dothideales, Saccotheciaceae. The record is from the annotation of a GenBank genome assembly.
AUGCACAUUCCAGAGCCAUACGCAGCAGUACGCGCCUUCCUCUAUUACCUGUACACCGACUCAAUUGCGCCCUCGUCCAUCACAAACUCUGCAUCUCCAUCGCCCAGUCUCGAAGAUGUGGCAGGUAUGCUUGUCAUGAGCAAUAUCUAUGACAUGCCACGCCUGCAUCAUCUUUGUGUCGCAAGAUUGGUCCGUGAGCUCGAUAUACAGCACGCUGCUCUCAUCUUCGAUUGCGCAAGCGUUGCUCAAGAAACUUGGCUGAAGCGUCGUGCAGCGAGUUUCUGCAUGACACACUGGGGACGUGUAGUGCGUACGGAGGGAUUCCGACGACUUUCGCGUGCCGCCAUGCUUGAGCUUUGCGAGGAAGUGGAUGCUGAAGGUCGAGUUGUCGGUGGAGACGAGCUUGAAGCUGUCGGGGCACUCGGGGGUGCAAGACUCAGCACUCUCAGCAAUUGGCCCGAGGGCAGAAAGAGGAGAAUGAACUCUGAGAGCGGACUCAUGGAAGAGAUUGCUGACGAAGAAGAGGAAGAGGGCAUGGAGGUUAAUUAA